Molecule: messenger RNA, 1992 nt
Organism: Ectocarpus sp. CCAP 1310/34
Lineage: Eukaryota; Phaeophyceae; Ectocarpales; Ectocarpaceae
Source: the annotation of a GenBank genome assembly
AUGAAGGAAGCAAACUUCGGUACAAGGACCCUCGCCGUAAACCGGAAUCCCGAUGUCUUUGCUUCAUCCUUCAGGCUGUGCAAGAGCUUCGAAAUAUCCGGAGAUAGUGGGGACGACGGCGAUGGCGGCGGGGACGGUCCGGGGUCGGUUCUCUGGAGGUUCCGCGAGCGGUUCGUGGCUGCCGACCGGGACAAAACCGGGUUUAUCAACCGUGCGCAGUUUCGAGCGGUUCUUGCAAGCCUCCCGGGAACCCAAGAUCUCACGGAGGAUGAAGUGGAUCGGUUGAGCACGCUUUUGGACGACCAAGGAGACGGGCGAGUGAGCUACCGAUCCCUUCUUGAUCUGCUUGUGAGGCAUCUCGGAGACUGGCACAAGCGUAUUCCGAAGGUGGCCUCAGAGCUGUCGCUAGCGCUUCAAAAUACUCAGUACGGCCUCAAGGCCUGCGUGGAGAACUUAUCCAGAAGGUUGAACAUCGCCGAUCACAAGUCAACAGGGAGGCUGCCCCCCUCGACCUUUACAAGGUACGGGCUUGAACUCUCUUCUUCGGGAAAAAGGUGUCUCCGUAGCGUAGGCCUAUCUCUUGCCCCCGAGAGCCUCGGAGAGAUGGUUUCCGUACUGGACGCGUAUGGCGAUGGGCUCAUUCCCAUAACACCAGUUCUGGAGUUCCUACGAAGAGAGGCAGGAAUUUCACCGGAAGGGGGGGACAUGCAGCAACAGGCGGGCGGCGAAGUCGGGUUCGCGUUUCGUGAGGCUGUGCGGUCCCUCGCAAAGGCGGAGCAGCAGUACGCCAACAGCGAAGACGAGAGCGAUGGCGGCGGAACCGGCGGAUACGGCCACCCUGACAGGGACGCUGCAACGCCUAGAGGGGCAACAACCUUCAACAGAAUUGCGGAACCGGGCGCCUCCGCAAGAAGUUAUGAUGGAAAAACGGCAAAUCGGGCGUUGCUGGACACAGCAAGACUUAGACGAGAAAAAAGAGGCAGGACGAGCGGUGGGAUCAGAGAAGAGAGGGGAGCGUGGGCAAUCAUCCCCUGGAGCGUGUGCCUCCGAAGGGUCUUCGACAGGAGGCUUGAUGUUGACGGGGACGGGUUUCUGACGGAGGGGGACCUUGCGGCCUGUCUGCCCGAGAUAGGAGUCCAUGUGACAGGCCGAGAUGCGGCUAGAACGUUGCUGUCAGCCAUGGACUUCCGGCAACGAGGGCUGGGCCAGGCGACGUUCAAGGACUUUGUGGAAUUUGUGGGCACCAACGGCAGCAGCAGGCGACGAGGCGGCCGUUCACCUCCGCUCACAGCUCCAUAUUCCCCAGUCGACAAGAAUCGAACCAGCCUUGGCCCCGGCCAAACCAGUCUCUUGAGGCGCGUUCGCCUCGCACUUGGCCUGCCAGCCGCAGCAGCGUCUCACCAAGACCAUGAAGAUGGUAGCCAGGAGACCAUCACCAGCAAAGACCUACGCCUUGCGAUGGCGAGGCUGGAUCCGCAUGGGAGCGGGCGGUUACCCCUCUGGAAGAUCAAGGCGGCCCUGCAAGCCUUCGGCCUUCGCGUGAGAAACGUGCCGCAUGCCUCAUGGCUGGACCUUACGGGAAGCUUGGACCAAGACGCCUACGGGCAUUUGUUCUACUCCGACUUCGUCGACCUGCUGAUGCCGUCGGAACAGUCGCCAUAUCUAUCGUCCCCGGACCCCCCUUUGGACCGCCGAAGGAGCAACGCCCACCCAGGAAAGCAGUCGAUAAUUCCCGCGGAGACCCUCGCAGAGAGGGGUACUGGGAGUGGGAAUAGAGGCCGCAGCAUCUAUGGUGCCUUCGAAGGCGGCGAGAGUAGUGGUCGACCGGCCAGAAAAGGUGCUGGUGAAGACUGGCGAUCGAGAACCUAUCCCCCCUCGGCGGUAUCGUCCGUAGCACCCGCAUCAGGAAAGAGGCCGGCGAGACCCAGUCAGAACAGCCGGCCGAGCUCGAGAUCCACAGGUACAGUAGGCGGCGGGAAGGAAUCUAGUUAG